AUGGAUGAUUGGCUUUAUGAAGUUGGUAGGUUAUUAUUUAUAUUCUCUAUUUUUAGUUGGUCAAGGGAAAAAUCAAGUUUCUCCAGUUUGGAAAAAUGUUUUGGUAACAGUCGACGUUUUUUACGAUACGUUAUGUUAUACUCCAGCUUUUUUGUAUUUUGAAAUAGUAUGAAGUAGUGUUCUAGUAUUUUAUAAAUCAACAUCUCGACCUACUUAAAGUAAUAUUCAAUUUUUCAGACGAAGACGUGUUGAAUGGGACUGAUGUUGAUGUGGAAGAUGAGGAACCAACUACGAGCGAGGAAAAACCGGCAAUAAAAAAGCAGGAGAAGGAUGAGGAUUUGGGCCAGAUGAGUUUGAAGUUGAUGUCUGAGAAUUCAUUGAUACCUGAUAUUCAUUCGAAAAGUGAGAGUAAAUCCCAAACCUUGGUUCAAAAUGAUAUGUCUAAAGAUGAGAAGAAGGCGUUUUUGAAGAACUUUCACGCUUUGUUGGUUAAUGCAAAGGCCGAGAUCAAUCGGUUGAGGAAAAAGAAUGUCACACUCGAACAAAAGUAAGAUUUUUUAUAUUAUUUGUUGAAAUUUAGGUUGAAAUUUGUAUGUAAGUUAUUAAGAAGAAAAAAUUGGGUUUUCGAGCAGUUAGGAAAAAGCUGUUUACUUUUUAAAAAGAUUCUAAAAAUGAAUAUUUUAGGUUAUCUGGUUACCUCAUGGUGAAAUGUCCGAGCUGUUCUCAUAGCUUUACUGCGUACGAACAACGCAUUCUGCCAAGUUAUGUGAAGGUUCUCAAAGGUGCUUGUAAAAUUGAAUUGGAUUUUAAAAAUGGAGAACAGCUGAAAGAGUUUUUAAACGUUUCAAACCUGGAUACAGAUGUCAAUGGUAUACCCACCAUUCCGGAUUCGGACAAGAAGGACAAAACGUUAAAAGAUGUUGGCAGUUUAAUACGAACUGAGAUGAAUGGAAGCCGUGGGACACAAAAAUUGACACCUGACAAGAGAAGUAGCCGUUUGAUCACUUAUAAUGAACCUGAGCAUCGAUCAAGAUCCAGAACAAGAGAUUCAGAUCAACAUUCAAAAGAAAGUGGCAAAGGAAGUGGACGCAGUGAUAGGGAUAAGAAGAAGGAUAAAGAAGAUGAUCAUAAGUAUCGAGAAUCGGAUAAGAAACGUCGCGCUGUCUCGCCUAGGCGUCGAUCACGGUCAAGAACAAGGGAUUCUGGUCGUUAUACAAAGGAUAAUGCUAAAGGAAGUGAACGUAAUGAUAAGGAAUCGAGGCAGAGGAAAGAAGAAGAUCACAGAUCCAGAGAAUCUGACUAUAAACGGAACAGAUCUAGAGAACCAGAUAAGGCUACUGAUAAGGAUUCGAAGAAGAGCAAAGACAAUGACCACAAGUCCAAGGAAUCAGAUAAGGAGUUGAAGCAGGGUAACGAUAGCCACAAGCUUAGAGAAUCUGAUAAGAAAAGUGAUAAGGAGGUAGAUGAAAAUAAAGAUGAUAUCCAUAGAUCUGGGAAGUUAGAAAGAGAAUCGAAGCAGAGUAAAGAAGAUGACUAUAAGUCCAGAGAAUCCGAAAAGAAAAGUGAUAAAGACUUGAAGCAGAGCAAAGAAGGUGACCAUAAGUCUAGAGAACCUGACUAUAAACGGCACAGAGAACCAGAGAAGGCAUCUGAUAAGGAUUCGAAGGAUGGCCAUAAGUCCAGAGGAUCAGAUAGGGAUUCGAAGCAUGGUAACGAUGGCUAUAAGUCCAGAGAAACCGAGAAGAAAAGCCACAGAGCUAGAGAAUCAUAUGUUGACAGUAAUAAGGACCCGCUUGGCAAAGAAGGCGGAUAUAGAGUCAGAGAUUCAGAUAAGGCUACUGAUAAGGAUUUGAAGAAGAACAAAGAAGAUGGCCAUAGGACUAGUGAAUCAGAGAAGAAAAGUGAUAAAGACCUAAAGCAGGAGCACAAACUUACAGAAUCUGAUAAGAAAAGUGAUAAAGAAAAGCAGGGCAAAGACGACGGCCACAGAUCGAGAGAAUCAGAUAAGAAACGUCGCAUUGACUUCGACGAUCGCCAUCGAGAUCAAAAAAAGUCAAAAAGGUAA
Molecule: messenger RNA, 2065 nt
Organism: Bursaphelenchus okinawaensis
Lineage: Eukaryota; Metazoa; Nematoda; Chromadorea; Rhabditida; Aphelenchoididae
Source: the annotation of a GenBank genome assembly